Messenger RNA from Plasmodium vinckei vinckei, 1494 nucleotides. RefSeq names its product conserved Plasmodium protein, unknown function. Gene Ontology annotation, cellular component: replication fork protection complex; nucleus. The record is from RefSeq and is a predicted model, not a curated record. Gene Ontology annotation, biological process: DNA replication initiation; DNA replication. NCBI's taxonomy places the organism in Eukaryota, Apicomplexa, Aconoidasida, Haemosporida, Plasmodiidae. The coding region runs from base 1 to 1494 and encodes 497 amino acids. The transcript has a single exon. Gene Ontology annotation, molecular function: single-stranded DNA binding; DNA replication origin binding.
AUGGCUGUAAAUCAACCAGUUUUCGUAGAUACCGAUAAAAUAAAUGCAAAUAAUAUUUGUUUACAAAUAAGUAAAUGGGAAAUAAGCAAAGAAAAAUGUGAAGAACUUUUUAAAGACAAACAGAUUAUGAACCUAAAGGAGUAUAUAUCUAAAUAUGAUGAUGAAAUAAAAAAUAAAAAGAAUAACAAUGCAAGUGAUAAUGUAAAAGAUUUAGAAACACAAGACAUUGUAGUAAUUUGUGUUAUAGUUAAUAUUCCAUAUCAAGUUCGAAAAUAUAAUAAUGAAAAGUAUAUUUUUUGGGAUGUAUCAGAUUUAGUAGAUACACAAACAAGAAUAUUUUUAACAGGUGAAAUAUGUGAGCAAAACGAGCAUGUCAAAGAAGGGGCAAUACUAGCUUUAGUAAACCCAUUUAUAAAAGAUAAAGAUCCGCAAUAUUAUAAUUCACGUAUUAUUGAAAUAUAUGAUAAUAAAAAUUUAAUAUUAAUAGGAUCAGUUGAUAAAUUAGAAAAAUGUAAAGGUAGAAAAAGAAAUGGAGAAAGUUGUAAAAUUAUUUUAUAUACCCCUUUGUUUGGAAACUAUUGUAAAUAUCAUAUUAAGCAAGAUAAAUCAAAAAAAAGAAAAAAAAAAAAUGAACAAAAUGAAAAUUAUCAAAAUAGAAUAAUCGAAAGAGAAGAAGCAAAUACAGUGAAUUCCACUGAUCAUAUAAAUAUAAAUGAAAAUGAUACUGUAUGUUCUGAUAUAAAUAGUAAAGAACCAAGCCAAAAAAAAAGUAAAAAAUCAAACAAAAAUAAUGACACCGGAACAAAUGAUGAAUCCUUUGAUAUUGAAUCGAUAAUAUCUAUGUAUGAAAAUAAAAUAACUGUUAAAGAUAAAAAGAAAAAAAUUGAACUAAUUAAUAACAGAAUAAAAGAAUUAGAUGAUUUUUCAAAAUCACAUAAUGAAGGAAUUGAUAUAGAAAUGAUAAAAAAAGAAAAUUCGUUAAACACAAAAGAUGAAAAUAUACAAAGAUCAAUCAAUAAUAUAUUUUCUGAACAAUGCCCUGAAUUAUUACAUUUAAUUAAUAGGACAACCCAAAAAGAUAAAGCAGAACAAGACCCGGAAACAAUUUUAAAAACAAAAGAAGACGAAAUUAAAGCAAAUGAAUUAUCAGCUAUUAAUGAAGAAAAACAAAAAAAAAAAUUUGAAAACUUUUUAACAAAAUUAAUUCAAUUACAAAAAUCAAAAGAUGAAAAUGAUGUAAAAACAUUAUUAAAAGGUUUAAUUAAUGUUACUAAUAAUUUUUAUUUUAAUUUAAAACAUGUACAUAAUUCAAAUAUAUUUGAUAUAUGUUAUAAACUAAUGGAUCAUCGAAGUGAAGAAGUAGCUAUAGCUGCACUUCGAUUUAAAAGAAAAAUUAAUCGUCUUUAUUUAGAUUAUUAUAAAACACGACUUAAGAGAAAAUCAAAUCUUCAAACAUCAGUAAGUCAGGAUUAUGAAGCAUCAAUAAAUAGCUAA